Spirodela intermedia is the source of this 1072-nucleotide messenger RNA. The record is from the annotation of a GenBank genome assembly. Lineage: Eukaryota; Viridiplantae; Streptophyta; Magnoliopsida; Alismatales; Araceae.
AUGGAGCCCUUCGGCGGCAGAUCUGGAUCCGUCUCCUUCUGCGGAUUGACCUACCAGGCGCUGGAAGAGCGGGAGCUGGUUUCGUCCCCCUUCAAGGAGGGCACCGGCUCGUCCCUUUGGAUCGCGGGACCUCUGGCACUGAUAUCCUCUCUGCUGCUCCCCCAGUUUCUCAUCUCCGGCGCCAUCGAGGCCGCUCUGAAGGACGAGAUUCUCGCAGGUAAUCGCCGUCUCCGCUUCUAGAUUUAUCUUUUCUCGAACCCGCCGUGGAUUGCCGAUGAUUCAAACAUCAUCCUCCUCUGCAACUCAGUAAUCCACACAAUAUUUUCAUCGAUUGAUUGAUUGAGAGUGAUGCCUUCUUCCAUGUUUUCUCUCUCAAAUCUCUGUGCAACUACUACUACCAUCAUCAUCAUCAUCUUCUUCUUCUUCUUCUGGAAUUCAGAGAUGGUGGCAUCGAUCUUCUCGGAGGGGAUGUUCUACGUGGGGCUGGCGACCUUCCUGCGGGUGACCGAGCAGGUUCAGAGGCCAUAUCUGGAGUUCAGCGCAAAGAGGUGGAGCCUCAUCACCGGCCUGAGGGGGUACCUCUCUUCCGUCUUCUUCACCAUGGGCCUGAAAGUCUUCGUCCCCCUCCUCGCCGCCUAUGCCGCCUGGCCAACCAUCGGCCUCCCCGGGGCGGUGGCGGUGGCCCCCUUCCUCGCCGGCUGCGCCGCCCAGUUCGCCUUCGAAGGGAUGCUCUCCCGGCGGCGAUCCUCCUGCUGGCCCCUCCUGCCGAUCAUCUUCGAGGUAGGUAGCCCCUCCAAAAACCCCAACAGUCCUAAACCCUAACCCUAGCCCUAACCCUGACCCUAAUCCUCAGGUGUACAGGCUGUACCAGCUGAGUAAGGGAGCUCACUUCGUCCAGCGGCUGAUGUUCUCCAUGAGAGGGUCCGUUGCGGCGGCGGAGUUCGCCGGCCAGAGCGGCGCUUUCAUGUCCCUCUUCGUCGCCUUCCAGGUGCUGGGCGUCGUCUGCCUGUGGUCUCUGACGACCUUCCUUCUCCGCCUCUUCCCCUCCAGGCCCGUAGCCGAGAACUACUGA